This is a messenger RNA of Trematomus bernacchii (emerald rockcod), 5317 nucleotides long. It is a transcript of the gene tp53bp1, whose product is annotated as tumor protein p53 binding protein, 1. The transcript has 29 exons. Gene Ontology annotation, biological process: DNA damage checkpoint signaling; positive regulation of transcription by RNA polymerase II. NCBI's taxonomy places the organism in Eukaryota, Metazoa, Chordata, Actinopteri, Perciformes, Nototheniidae. Gene Ontology annotation, molecular function: histone binding. Bases 109 to 5187 code for a protein of 1692 amino acids. Gene Ontology annotation, cellular component: nucleus. The record is from RefSeq and is a predicted model, not a curated record.
UUAUUAUUGAAACCAGCGGGACAGUGAAGGAAAUUGGAAAAACCCAAAGAGCCGGCAUAUUGAUUUCCAAGAUAACAACAGCCCGUCCCUUGUCCUCGGUCUGACCUAAUGGAUCCCAGCGGAAGUGAACUGGACUCCAGUCUUCCUCAGCCUGAGAACCCGUGUCUGAUCGUGGAGGACUCCCAGCCGGACAGUGUUGCUCUGGAGGACGACCCCGAGAGCAGCUACCGAGCCCUGCUGGCCCGCCGCCUGUCCAGCCUGCAGCCCACUGCCCGGAGCCCGGUGCUGGAACUGAUAUCCUCCCCGCUAGGAAGCCGAUGCUCUCAGACUGACAGCCAAUCAGAGAGCUCCCAGAGUAACAACCAAGCCGAACCAGGCAUCCAAAUUGCGUCCAACCCCAGUUCUGCGUUCCAGGAGGAAAGCCAAGUUCUGAACGUUUGCCCUCCAAACAAGAAAAAGUGUGCACUGGAGGACACAGACAUGGAGUCAGGAGCUGAUUCUACCACACACUGCAUUCAGCCUGAGGAGGGAACCUCUCAAUUUGGUUUUCUGGAGCUUUCUCAGAGUCAGGAUCUGCGCGGUGAAGUGGUGAACCGUCAGGUGGAAGACGACAGAGAGAGACGCAACAAAUCAGCAGAGCAGAACAUCAGCUCCAGGACUUCACAGAGUCAGGACAACAAAGCAGCGAGAUCUGAGGUGAGCUCCAGCUGGUCAGAGUCCUCGGGUCAGUCGGGGAGGCAGCGGGGCAUCGAGGCUCUGCUGCACUCAGAGGGCCUGCAGGCGUCUGAUGAGCAGGAGAUCCCGUCCUCACAGGAGGACAUGUUCGACCCUGACAAGACGGGCGGUGCAGUGGACAGCACGGUGUCUGAGCCGGAGCAGCAGGGUCACCCCACGGCCACACCGGCCCAGACCCUGCGGCUGCUGCAUCUGUCCGGACAGGGAACUCUGGUGCAGGAGACUCUGUCCCAGAGCUCUGUUGACUUUGUUGCCGCCACCCAAGACAACUUCUCCCAGAACCUUUUGAUAGUUCCCAGUUCCCCAACAGAAGCAGAACACGCUGAUGAGCCGAUGGACACUUCACUGCCCCCCGAAGACCGAGCAGAGCCAAUGGAAACAGAGGCCGCUUCUAAGCCACACCCGUCGGCCUCUACUCCUGUCUCCCAGAAUUCCCCUGGUUUUGUGUUAGAGCGCACUCUCUCUUUACCGUCCCAGCCAGAGUUUUCUCACGACGUGUUUGUCCCUACACAGAGCCAGUCACAACGGGAGUCAGAUAAGAAGAAAGCCUCGUUGCCUCGCCAGACGCAGUCUCAGCCCCUGGAGUCAGCUCCUUUCACGUUGCCUUUGCAGCUCUCUGUGAACACACAGAUCAGCAGCCAGGCUCAGAAGACCUCAGAACAUAUAGAGGAGGACAGCCAGGCAACACAGAUCGAGGAGCUGAAGGAGCCGCCCGGCAACAGCGACUCACAACAGAGGAGAGAGAGUAACGGUAUGUCUUCACAGUCACAAACUGCCACCAGCUCCAAAGCUUCCCCCUCUGCCGAAUCACCAAAGCAUCGCGCAGCAUGUGCCAAGAACGAGCCGUCCAGUCAGUUGCAAAAGUCUGAAGUGCACAAAAAGACAGCGACUUCUUUGAAUGUACAAAAUGUGAAUGUAAAAGACAGUAAGAGUGACGUGGUGUCCUGCUCACAACCCAAGGUCGAUCUCUCUGAUGUGACUGUUAACAGCUGCGUGCAGGAGACUCCCCCCGCAGACCCUACACCCUGCAGUUUGCCCUCACAGUCUAUGAUCUCUCAGACUGUGGAUGUAGUGAAGGGUUCUGUGGACUCGAGAAAGGCAGGAGCAAAAGCAAACAGUCAGUCUUUAAAAUCAUUGUCACAGCAGUCGGUAGCAGCUGGCAACAGUCAAACAGUCAAAGACGUGAUGGGGGAGAGUAAUAAGUGGGAAGAAGAAGAGGAGGUGAUGGAGGGGGAAGGAGAGAACACAUUGGGAAGCGGGGCCUCUGGACUAGGUCUGGCUCUCUCUCAGAGUCAGCUGCUGUCUCCUGAGCCCAUGGAGGAGGAGAGUGAAAACAGAGGAGAGGACAGCAUCAUCGUGGUCACAGACAGCGAGAGAGACUCCCAGCCUCUUCAGGCAAAGACCAACAGCUCCCAGCCAACCAGAGGCAAAGUGUCCUGCUCCACCAAUGGCCAUGAGUCCCAGACUCAGGGGAAGAAGCUGCACCCGGGUCCUGAUAGGCUCUCCCAGACUGAGAGGGCGGGACCUGAAGCAGAGGGGCACAAAGACAAGAGCCUGAGUGACAGCUCUGGAGAAAUGUCCUUCCACUUCACUCUCCCUAAAGAAGGCGAGCUGAUUGGUCCUGUUGUCGGUGCCACGCCUCCUCUGAUCGGCCAGCUGAAGCAGACGCUGAGACACAGCACUCCCAUUGAGAUCACUUCCUUUUCUCAAAAGUCAGGCGCGGUGGGGGAUGUCUCUGCAGACGGGGCGAUGGCAGCCAGUGACAUUGUUUCGGGCGAGAGCGGGGAUGACACGAUGGAAAAGGGAGACGGGAAGCUGAGUUUGAGGAUGAAGCUGGUGACCCCGGUGGAGGAGGGCAGCUCGGAGCGCUUCAGCCUGCAGAAGCCCGCCCUAUCAGAGGAGGAUGGACCUGUCGUCAAGGUUACCACUGUUGCCAAGGCUGUUACCAGCCCGUCAGUGUUCAGUCGUGUCCGGCAGGUUCACAGACAGCAGGACGCAAGAGAGGAGAGCCAGGGGGGGGGCAACAGCACACCUGUCAGAGGGGAUCUGUUCUCCUCGCCGCAGAGGAGCUCCCAGGCCUCCUCGCUGGGAUGCAACAGCCUCCCCAACAGCCAAUCAGAACCUUCACGACAGGAAGUUUUGGCAGCAUCGCAGGAGACCCGUAAAGAUCCUGCAGAGCGCUCUGCAAACAGGCUAGGGCCGCAUCAAGCUGCAGAGCCCCCCACCCCCAACAGGACAGAGGCCCGGCAGAGGGCCCCCUCCGACAGCACCGUCACCUCCAGUCCGUCCAACAAGAUCCGUCAGAGGACAGUCUCCCAGCAGACCACCGAGGCUCCGGGGCUGCGCUCCCCAGCCAACAGGGGUGACCCGGAGUCUCCGUCCUUUAGAAGAACCACAGCCCCCGCACACCGCAGACAUGUGCGCACUAUCCAGGAAGUGCGGACCACCGUCACACGCAUCAUCACAGACGUGUAUUACGAGGACGGCAAAGAGGUGGACCGCAAAGUCACAGAGGAGAGCGAGGAGCCAGUGGUGGACUGCCAGGUGUUGGACGGCGAUAUUUCCCCGUGUCGCACCGGCGGCAGCUCAAUGACCUCCGGUGACCUCGGGGACAUCAGCUCUCUGUCGUCCAAAGCCUCCAGCAUGCAGCACAGCUCCGGAGGAACCAGCAGCAGCGGAUUCACCAGGCCCGACUUCCUCAUGCCGCCCAGCCGAGGGGCCACGUCCUUCAGUCCCAGGAGGGGAGGCGGUCAUCAACAGAGGGGUCACAGGGGUCAAAGGGCAGGGUCAGGGGUCACAAUGAACAGAGGCCUCGCCCCGCCGUUCCCCAGAGGAAGGGCUAGAAGGGGCCGGCCCCCAUCCCGCGCCUCAAUGUCCAGGGGGGGUGCUGUCGGCUCCCUGCAGAGGCUCGGUGCUCACGGCCAGCCUCAUUCCUCCUCAGAGGAGGAGCCCUACACCCGCAUGCUCCCCCCGCGUCUCCCCGCCAGCCCCGCAGACCCCGAGCUCCACAGCCGCUCCGACUCCCUCAGGUCGUCCCCGGAGGAGGCCCACUCGGCAGGGAGCAGCUUUGUGGGGCUGCGGGUGGUGGCCAAGUGGUCGUCCAACGGAUACUUCUACUCAGGCCUCAUCAUCAAAGACUCUGGAGAGGGCAGCUUCCGUCUGCGCUUCGACGACGGCUACGAGUGUGAGGUGGCAGGGAGGGACAUCCUGCUGUGUGACCCCAUCCCCCUGGAGACGGAGGUCACCGCCCUGCUGGAGGACGAGUACUUCAGCAUAGGCAUUGUGCGGGAUCAUAAGACCGAGGGGCCCGAUCUGUUCUACAGCGUGGAGAAGGACGGUCAGAGGCAGUGGCACAACAGGACCUCCGUCAUCCUGUCUCUGGAGCAGGGCAACAAGCUGAGGGAGCAGCACAGCCUGGGGCCCUACGAGCCCUCCACCCCGCUGACCAAGGCCUCCGACAUCAGCCUGGAUAACCUGGUGGAGGGGAAGAGGCGGCGCAGAGCGGGCCCAGAGGAACACAGCACCCCCAACCGCAGCCCCCGCACCCCCGGCCCCUCUGGGAAGAGGAAGCUGAUGACCUCCGAGGGCAUCAGGUCGCCGGCUAAGAGGGGCCGCAGGGGUGCCGGGGCCAGAGCCGCUCAGCGGGUGGGGUUGUGUAACACCUCCGGCAGCGGCACAGAUCUCCCCGGUCAGGCUGGUGACGUGGCUGAUACUCACGGCCCCCUGCCCAAGAACACCACCCUCUUUAUGGGUUUCGCCUUCAUGCUGACCGCCUCGUCCGAGAUCGACCGGCUGACCAACAAGAGCGCCAGCGACGAUGAGGACGAUUACAUGGAGACGGGUCCGUAUAACAAAGCUUACACAGAGUCUCAGCUGCAGGCGGGGGGGGGCUUCGUCCUGCCAGACUUCAAUGAAGAACAAUGUAAGGCAGCCUAUCAGAGCCUGCUGAUUGCAGACCAGCACUGCCGCACCAGGAAGUACCUGCUGUGUUUGGCCAGCGGUGUGCCCAGUGUGUCGCACAUCUGGGUGAGAGACUGCUGCAAAGAGAACAAGCUGCUCAACUACAGGAACUACCUGCUUCCCGCCGGAGCGGGGCCCGACGAGGCCGUAGUGGAGUGGCAUCCGCGCUGCAGCCCGUUCAAAGCCCUGCGGGUCCUUCUGGUGUUUGAGAAGCCGGUGGAGCUUUGGGCGCAGCUGAUCACCAUGGGUGGAGGUUCGUCUGUCCGACACUUCCAGACGGACAAGGACGGCUCAGACAUUCCUGCGGGCAAGUACGACCUCGUGGUGACAGACAGUGCCUGCCCGCCAUUGGUGGAGAAAAACGUGACAUCACAGGAAGUCCCGCUGGUGUCCCCUGAGUGGAUCAUCCAGAGCGUCAUCCGCGGGGAGCGCAUGGGUUUCCACAGCAAGCCUCAGUAUCGCCAUGACUACUCUUCCUCUUCCUCCUCCUAAUCACAUGUUAAAUGCCUUGGACCAUGAUAAAUGUUCAGCAUUAGAUCCAUUGCAUGCCUCUGCUGUAUAUAACUUUCUCCUGUCUGUUUUUAUGGGACAUUAAAACAGUGACCUUGUUGUUUCAUUUUAA